CACAGGAUACAUUUAUCGUUCGAGCUUGACAUGUCAUCGACGAAAGUAUUGCUUGACGUUGCGUUUAAUUGGAUAUGCGUGUGUGGACACAUAUAAGCGAUCGGGUGGAUUAAUAAAUUCGAUUAUAGAAUCUAUCAAGAGGAAGGGGGAGGGGGCACUGCCCCGAUUAGUACAAUUUCGCCGACGUACCAUUUAUCCGAGGGAUCUAUGAAUUAAUAUCUUUCCUUCGUAUCGGAAUAUGAAAUGGCAAGAAUCGCAGCGUGCGUCGUAUUAGUUUAUCUUAGUGCGUAUUGUAUUACGUUAAAUGCGGAUGAGAGUCAUGAGCAUAGCAGCGUUAAUGAUGAAAUACAGAAGCCGUCUUACAAAAGUCCAAACCCUUCCGGCUUUGCUUACUUAGCGGAGAACUUUGACAGCGAAGAGAGAUUUAAAAAAACGUGGCUGCUAUCGGAAGCAAAGAAGAACGAUAUCGACGAAGAUAUCGCUGCAUAUACUGGAAUUUGGGCCAUUGAAGAACUUCAGAAACACGCUGAAGAUGGAGAUCUAGGAUUAGUGCUUAAGAGCAAAGCUAGACAUGCUGCCAUUUCUACUUUAUUAUCUAAGCCAUUUUACUUUGAAGACAAACCCCUAAUUGUACAAUAUGAAGUUAAUUUCCAAGAGGGACAGGAAUGUGGAGGCGCCUAUCUUAAGUUGCUCACGUUAGAUGAUAAGCAUAAAGACUUGAAACAAUUCCAUGAUAAAACACCAUAUACUAUAAUGUUUGGGCCUGAUAAAUGUGGCAAUGAUCACAAGCUCCAUUUUAUAUUUCGACAUAAAAAUCCAUUGAAUGAUACAAUCACGGAAAAACACUGUAAGAAAUCAAAGGAUCGACUGGAAGAUUAUUUCAAAGAUAAACAGCCACAUCUAUAUACUUUGAUUAUACGGCCUGAUAAUACUUACGAAAUUAAAGUGGAUAAUAAAAUGUUAAAUUCGGGUUCAUUAUUAGACGAUUUUGUGCCUCCCGUGAAUCCACCUUUGGAGAUAGAAGAUCCCGACGAUAAACAGCCCGAGGAUUGGGAUGAUAAAGAAAAGAUUCCUGACCCACUGGCAGAGAAACCUGACGAUUGGGACGAAGAUGCUCCAGCGCAAAUAGUCGAUGAGGAAGAUAUUAUGCCUGAAGGAUGGCUCGAGGAUGAACCGCCAAUGAUACCGAAUCCGGAUUCGGUUAAGCCUGAUGAUUGGGAUGUUGAGAUGGAUGGUGAAUGGGAAGCUCCGGAAAUACCGAAUCCAAAAUGCGCGGACGCCCCUGGUUGUGGUCCCUAUAAGCAAAGAAUGAAGAAGAAUCCACGAUAUAAAGGAAAAUGGUUGGCACCACUCAUCAACAACCCUAAUUACAAGGGCAAAUGGAAACCUAGACUUAUACACAACCCUGAUUAUUUUAAUGAUGAACAUCCUUUCAAGAUGUUACCAAUUAGUGCUAUUGGUUUUGAGCUAUGGUCAAUGUCACCUGAUAUAUAUUUUGACAAUAUAAUUAUAACGGAUGAUGAGGAAGUUGCAAAGAAAUGGGCGGAUGAAAGUUUUGAGAUUCGACGUGUUAAAAUUGCUGAGGAAAGUUGGACUAUAUGGAAUCGAAUUGCGACAUUUACUGCCGACCAUCCAUGGAUAUGGGCAGUAUAUAUAUUGCUAGCUGCAGUACCUGUAGUGUUGAUAAUAUACUUUUGCUGCUUCUCAGAGGAUAAAUCGGAUUUCAAAGAAGAAGAAGAAGAAGAAAAAGCACCUUUAGAAAUAAGCAAUGAUAUUGCAGAAGAUGCAGAAAAUGAAAAUCACCAAUCUUUGAAUCCCGAACUAACUGAGCAAAAACCUACUACAGAAGAAACAGAAGAUACAGAGAAAGAGAAAGAGAAAGAGAAAGAGACUGGAACAGAAGAAAUAAUUGAAAGUGAUAAGGACACAUCACCAAUCAGUGGUGAAGGACCACGACGAAGGAAACCAAAUAAAGAAUAGAAAGAAAAAUUACAAAAGAAAUUACUAUCGCGUGCGCACGCGAUCUUUGCUGAUAUUUAUGUAAUACUGUCACAUUCCACGUUACAUUUGCUACUGUGGAUAGUAGGUGGUCAUCAAUCACUCUAGCAAAUUCAGUCAUUGCAAUGAUGUGAUCGAUAAGUAUUUAAUUCCUUGUCUAAGGAUAUCGAUAUUUUUGACUACACAUAUAUAUGUACAUACAUACAUAUAUAUAUGCAAGUCUUCAUAUUCGAAAAAUCAUUCUCUCAAAUUACAUAUGCUUUUGUGUUAUGAAUGAUGUACAAUGCAUAUGUAUUCAUAAGUUUGCAAGAGUGCUGUCCGUUAAUUUGGACACUGCCUUAAUAACGUAUUUAUGUAUUCUUGCUUAUAAUGUCAUGAAAUGUGUUUUAGAAUUAAAAAUUGAAAACAUUGAUCUUAUUCAUCUCAUUCGUUUGUUUAAUGUCACAAUGGGAUAAAUUAUAGUAAAAGAUAGCAAAGAGUAUAGUAUAAUAUGCAAAUACAAGAGACGUUAAUUUA
This is a messenger RNA of Camponotus floridanus (Florida carpenter ant), 2514 nucleotides long. Its product is annotated as calnexin-like. Gene Ontology annotation, biological process: protein folding. Bases 244 to 1980 code for a protein of 578 amino acids. Gene Ontology annotation, molecular function: calcium ion binding. Gene Ontology annotation, cellular component: endoplasmic reticulum; endoplasmic reticulum membrane. The transcript has 9 exons. NCBI's taxonomy places the organism in Eukaryota, Metazoa, Arthropoda, Insecta, Hymenoptera, Formicidae. The record is from RefSeq and is a predicted model, not a curated record.